AUGCCUUCGCGAUUAACAGCUGCUGUUCUGUCGGUAGACGCGGGUAAGAUGCAUGAGGUGGAUACAAGAAAUGCAGAGUCUCUGCAUGGAAUGUGGAUGGUGUUUUCCAAAUGUGCGGAUUUUAUGGAAGAAGGACGGCGACUGGAAAAUCUAAGUUGGAGACUAUGGACCAGGGAGACCUUUUGCGUCGAACCACUCCAACAGGAAGCCACGCAACUAGAGAUCCGAAGCUUACGGUGUGGAUCCCGGGAGAUCCCAGAACUGUCGUCGAGCGUGGAAUCCGCGGAGUCGGACGAGGCGGAACAGAUAGAGACUCACAUCAAACCCUCUCAGGCUCUUGACGUAAAGCCAGCCAUUAUUGAAGAUGAUUCUGCAUUGAGCAUUAGUCGAGGGAAGGAAAAGCACAUUACUUCGUUGGGAUUGGAAAGAAUGGUAUACAAUAUCAAGGAGAAGAAGUGUUUGGAACCGCUGUCGCUACCUAACACCCCAUCUCAACGUGGGGUUACUGCUACAACUCCUGUUGCGGUUGAUCUUACACCCGGUCCUUCUAUGCCCGCCCCUACCCCCAUCGCAAGAGAACCACAACAAGUCCUCCCUCACCAAUCAUCAGAUUCGUGCUCUACGGCUGCUCUCGGUGGCCUGGAGAGUGACCACACCUCUCCCGUGGGAUCAGAUACAAGUCUCUCCUCGUCUGGGCGUGUGGAGUCAACAGGUAUCGAUGAGUCUACAAGAAUCGUUCGCGGGUUUUCUCCAUCUCAAAUUUCCUCCUCCUACCGGUCACGUCCUCAAAUUUCUUCAAGCCCCACGUCAUCGAAUACAAGUGUUCCGGUAGCAUCCUCACCGCUCAAAAAGGCGGGCGGAAUGUUUACCCUUGGCGGCUCGUCAGGUGAGGACGAGAGCUCGUUUGAGGAUCGCAUGACAGAAAAACCUCAACGAAGCUCACUGUCAGAUGGCCUUCAGCAGACUGGCUCCUCCAUGAAGAUGGCCUUGAUCAAGAAUUCCAUGGAAUCUGCACCUGUAAGAGCAAUUAGUGAAGGCUCUGAUGAUGAAGAUGCCAUCGAGACGGAUGAUGACGAUGAAGAGAUUUCAGAGAGCGCCAUAGAAGAUGAUGAUGAUUCUUCAGAGUGGGAAGACUCGGUUACUGAAAGCGGUAGAUCGAGCGUCGACGAAAAGGAACUCUUCCAGCGCGUUGACUCGCGGCCUAAUCUUGUCUCGAGACGAUCACUACUGACCAUGAUGAUCCAUCAACCGCAACGUACGAUGAACGGACAGCUCGCUGGCAAGUCAACGUGUCCCGCUGGAUCCCGAUCAACACCUGCCCUCCAGCAAUCUCAUCUGGCAUCCCCCAAUGAAGAUUCCGCCCCUGGAUCAAUAGAAGAUGAUGAAAAUACUCUCACUAUGAAAGGGCCCGAUGUACCCAGGUCAAAACCCAUCAUCGUCAAAUCAAUGCCCACCCACCAAAUACCACACUCACCACGAACGACGCGGAGGAACAUGCUUGCGACCGAGUUGACAGAGUCGCUACGGCGCCAUCUGCUCUGGGAACGACAGCAAAAGACCACACCGGGUUUUAAACGCAGGCAUACUGCGUAUGAUAUGGGAAAUUUACAGGACUUCCCCGGGUCCAAGAAUAACAACAGUAACGCGAACAUGGAUGUGAACGUUAACUUGACCAAUAUGAACGGAGUACAGACAGCGCAGAGGUAUGCGCAAAAUAUCUCGAGCAACUCCGGUUCUAGGGACAAGGAGACAUCUAAGAAUAGUUCGUGGAAUCAUUACUUCGACUACGGACCGUGGGAAUAUCAUGUAAAGGGCUGGUGA
Messenger RNA from Paracoccidioides lutzii Pb01, 1821 nucleotides. RefSeq lists its product as hypothetical. Gene Ontology annotation, cellular component: cytoplasm. The coding region runs from base 1 to 1821 and encodes 606 amino acids. Gene Ontology annotation, biological process: regulation of nitrogen utilization; negative regulation of transcription by RNA polymerase II; mitochondria-nucleus signaling pathway. The transcript is spliced from 2 exons. The record is from RefSeq and is a predicted model, not a curated record.